This is a messenger RNA of Racocetra persica, 204 nucleotides long. NCBI's taxonomy places the organism in Eukaryota, Fungi, Glomeromycota, Glomeromycetes, Diversisporales, Gigasporaceae. The record is from the annotation of a GenBank genome assembly.
AUGUCUGUUGUAUCUGUGUGCAUUAAAGCAGAAAGUGUAAAAGUAAACUGGAUUGGUGUUCCUGUACCUGAAAAUAUUACAGUAAAACAGUUUUAUGAAGAUCUUGUUGCAGGAAAAAUUGUUCCUGAGGCAAUUGAAGCGUGGGGAAACAGAGUGCAGUAUUAUCAAACAGAUAGUUCUACAUCACUAUCUUCUGAAAUAUCA